Molecule: messenger RNA, 2295 nt
Organism: Thecamonas trahens ATCC 50062
Lineage: Eukaryota; Apusomonadida; Apusomonadidae
Product: bardet-Biedl syndrome 2 protein
Exons: 3
Coding region: 1-2295 (764 amino acids)
Biological process (GO): non-motile cilium assembly
Cellular component (GO): membrane; BBSome; ciliary basal body
Source: RefSeq, a predicted model, not a curated record
AUGUCCCUCACUCCGGCCUUCCGCUUCAAACUUCCGCACACUGUGCGGGAGGGUCUGGUGGCCAUUGGCAAGUUCGACGGCCGCACGCCAUCGCUCGUCUUUGCUACAUCCGGCGGCAAGGUCGGCGUUCACGCUCCGCAUGGGCCGGCCGGCGGGACCGAGGUCUCGUUCCUCGCCGUCAACCUCACGCUCACCGCCCUUGCCACGGGCCCGCUGGUGAGCGACGGCCGCGACGUGCUGGUCAUGGGCACGGAGACACUGCUGCUGAUGUACGAUGUCCAGGAGAAUGCAGACGUGCUGUACAAGGAGGUCGAGGACGGUGUCUUCUCGCUGGUCAUCGGCCUGCCGCCGGGCGCCGCUGCUGAUGGCGCAGGCGCGCCGCGCUCGCCACUGGUCUACGUCGGCGGCAACUGCUCGCUGCAGGGCUUUGACGUCGAGGGCAAGGAGCAGUACUGGACCGUCACCGGCGAUAACGUGACUGCGCUCGAGAUGUGCGACGUCGAGGGCGACGGCAUCCCCGAGCUGCUUGUCGGCUCGGAGGACUACGAGAUCCGCAUCUACAAGGACGACGAGGUCAUCUCGGAAAUCACAGAAUCGGCCGAAAUCGUGGCCCUCACCGCCAUGCACGAGUUUGUCUACGCCUUUGCCCUCCGCGACCGGCAUCCGCCCACCGCCCAAGUCGCCUUUGACCUCGACAUGGACGGCGUGGCCGAGAUCGUCACCGGCUUUGCCGACGGCACCCUCCAGGUCCGCCGCCAGGACACGGGCAAGCUCAUGUACGUCGAAAAGAUGGACGACGGCAUCGCCGCCCUCCUCGUGGCAGACUACCGCUGCGAGGGCAAAGACCAGCUCGUCGUCGUCUGCGUCAACGGCGCCAUCCGCGGCUACCGCGCAGAAGACGUCCACGGCGAGGGCGCCGCCACCCUUGCCGCGCUCCGCGGCGAUGCCCCACUGGACGAGCCGCCCACCCGCCCCGACGCAAACGCUCACCUCGGCUUUGCCGACACCGUCGACGGCGACGACGGUGCCAAGGCAGCCUCUGCCGACGCUUCAAUGUCGCCGCGCCCUUCGCCGACCCCGCUCGCCCCGCACGAGCUCUCCUCUCACAAGAUCUCCGCCGCUCGCGCCACCGCCAUUCUCGGCAAGGAUCCGCUGCAGGAGAAGCUCGACGCACUCCUCGAGGAGAAGCACCGCCUCUCGCACCAGCUCCAGACCACCAGCUCAAACACGGCCCGCUUCAAGUCGGCCGACGCCACUCCCGACGAGGAGCUCGUCCCCACCAACACACGUGUCGACAUUACCCUCGUUCCCAACUACUCCACAAACUCGGUCGACCUCGUCGUCGAGACCUCCAACGAGACCGUGCUCGCCGCCGUCACCCUCACCGCAGACCACCUCUUUGAGCAGCAAUCCAUGCUUGUCCACCCUGACGAGGCCCUCUCCUCCGUCCGCGUCGCCAUCAUCCCGCAGAAGGACACCGAGCAGUACGUCGACGUCACCUCGCUCGUUGGCUACCGCGGCGCCUCCUUCUUCCAGGUCUUCUCUGACCGCAUCCGCUUCCCGCGCUUCGCUGCCUACCUCCCGGUCGACAAGGCCGCCGUCCAGAUCCCCAAUGAGGGGAUUGUUGUCCGCAUCGCCGAGCGCGCCUCGCAGCUCUACGUCUGGCUCCGCUCGCGCUUCCUCUUCAAUGGCCUCAACGUCGAGGCCUCUGGCAUGGACAUUGCCCUCUCUUCCCUUCGCGACGGCCACAUCGUCGGCAUUCAGUUCUUUGAGGACCGCGGCCUGCUCCAUCUCAAGUCGCACUCGAUCGAGUUCCUCGGCGAGCUCGUCCAGGACCUCGCCGACUUUCUGCACCUCGACCACGUCGAUUCGCAGGCCGAGUUCCCCUCGCUCAUGGCAGCCUUCUCUUCCACGCUCACUCAAGUCAAGGCCUUCCACUCGACACGCCAGAAGCUCUCCACUGACAUGGCCGAGACCGCUAACCUGGCAAAGACCCUCGUCGUCAAGGCCGAAGACGCCCGCAUUCUCGGCGACAUGCACGCCAUGAAGCAGCACUACUCGGCCCUUGCUGCUCUCAACCGCGACCUCCUUACAGAGUUUACCAAGCGCAAGAACAACCACAGCGCCCUUCUCGAAAAGCUCCGCGACGUCCACCGCAUGAUCCAGCGUGCCGCAAGGCUCCGCCGCGGCGAGCCCGCAAAGCGUGUCAUCGCCGCCUGCCGCAAGGCUCUUGCCGACUCCAACAUGCCAGCCCUCAUUCACGCCAUUUGCUCUGGCGGCGCCGCAGAGACAUAG